This is a messenger RNA of Fonsecaea pedrosoi CBS 271.37, 678 nucleotides long. RefSeq lists its product as uncharacterized. The record is from RefSeq and is a predicted model, not a curated record. Bases 1 to 678 code for a protein of 225 amino acids. Gene Ontology annotation, molecular function: nucleic acid binding. Lineage: Eukaryota; Fungi; Ascomycota; Eurotiomycetes; Chaetothyriales; Herpotrichiellaceae. The transcript has a single exon.
AUGGCAGACACAGAUGAAGACUAUUACAUCCCGCCUCAGGAUCAGCGCGUCUUUGGAGCUGGUAUCAGACGCAAAAAGAUCAACUUCGUCCCCGCAUCCACUCCGGAUUCACAGAUAUCUACAGCCAAACCAUCAACCUCGACAAACGCCAGAGCCCGAUAUCUAGCCAUUGUUUUACCGCAGAAUACUGACACCUCUGGAGAUACGGAGCGAGAUCUCGAGCCGGUCCAGGCUCAAGGCAUAUGCGCAGUGUGCCAGCAACCCGUUGCGGCCGACGACGAACUGUCCACAAGUCAUGAAGCCUCAAUCACGCAUCAAGUGUGCCUGAAACAUUCUUUCCCACCAUCCGACCUUGACCGCGGUCGGGUUGGUCUACGAUAUUUGUCAAGUUACGGGUGGGAUCCUGAUUCUCGAAGAGGGUUAGGCGCAAAAGAAGAGGGGAUCAGGAUACCCAUCAAAACGAAGGAGAAAAACGAUACCGUGGGUUUGCGGGAGACGGUUGAUGAAGAAACGAAUGUGCUGAAGAAGAAACACAACCCCAAGAAAGAGGAAAAAAUUGUGAAAUUGAACGCCAAAAGAGUCCGAAUCAUGGAUGACGAGGCGAAGAAACGAGCAGAGAAGCUGAGACAGCUGUUCUACGGUCCAGACUUGGAGAAAUAUUUGGGACCCAAUAGUUGA